This is a messenger RNA of Malaclemys terrapin pileata, 2127 nucleotides long. RefSeq names its product forkhead box I3 (gene FOXI3). The transcript has 2 exons. Lineage: Eukaryota; Metazoa; Chordata; Testudines; Emydidae. Gene Ontology annotation, molecular function: RNA polymerase II cis-regulatory region sequence-specific DNA binding; DNA-binding transcription factor activity, RNA polymerase II-specific. Gene Ontology annotation, biological process: regulation of transcription by RNA polymerase II; anatomical structure morphogenesis; cell differentiation. The coding region runs from base 1 to 1203 and encodes 400 amino acids. The record is from RefSeq and is a predicted model, not a curated record.
AUGAGCGCCGGUGACUUGCAGCCCAGCUCCCCCGCCAGCCCGCAGCCCCGCCGGGCCCGGGAGGCGCCCGAGAUGGCCGUGUACUGCGGCGAGCCCUUCAGCGUGUACCCGCAGCCCGGCCUGCCCCCGCCCGGCGCCGCGGCCGCCUCCUCCACGCAGCGGCCGGCCGCCUACGCCCUGGGCGACUACGGGGCGCCGGCCAACGCCGGCUACCUGUGGGGCGUGAGCGGCCCGGCCCCGUACCUGCAGGGCGGCCCCGGGCCGGCCGCCCCCUUCCUGCCGCCCGCCUCCUACGGCUGCUCGCGGGGCGGCCAGCUGGGGGGUGCCCCCUCCGCGCCCGGCUCGCCCUCGCCCGCGGCGGCCGAGCUGAGCUGGCUGAGCCUGGCCGGGCAGGAGGAGCUGCUGCGGCUGGUGCGGCCGCCCUACUCCUACUCGGCGCUGAUCGCCAUGGCCAUCCAGAGCGCGCCCGGCCGCAAGCUCACGCUGAGCCACAUCUACCAGUACGUGGCCGAGAACUUCCCCUUCUACAAGCGCAGCAAGGCCGGCUGGCAGAACAGCAUCCGCCACAACCUCAGCCUCAACGACUGCUUCCGCAAGGUGCCCCGCGACGAGGACGACCCGGGGAAGGGGAACUACUGGACCUUAGACCCAAACUGUGAGAAGAUGUUUGACAAUGGGAAUUUCCGGCGCAAGCGCAAACGGCGCUCUGAGCCUAACACCCACACUGUGGUGUCCUCUGGCGGAGACCUGAAGGCUGAGGAAGGGCGUCCCAUCCCGGCUGCUGCAGGCAAGCCCUGUGCAAACAGCCCCUCCCCAGAGCUGGACUUAUCACCUGCCAGGGACCAUCCCAAAAGCUCCUCUUCUCCAGGCAUCAUCUCAGCCACCCCGGGCUGCCUGAGCACCUUCUUCAGUGGCAUGAGCUCACUGAGUAGUGGAGGGAGUCGCCUGGCGGGAGGCUUCAGCAGGGAGCUGCACCACCGGAACUUCCCCGCUGGGCAGAUGAGUGGUGGCACCUUCGCUGCCUCCUCCAGCAGCUCCUCCCAAGAGGUGCUCCCACCAGACCAGCUGCAGCGAGUUCCGGGGCCCACUGCUGCCUAUUACAGCUCCUUCCAUCCCAGCAGCAGCCAGGGCACCCAGUACAACCAUUACUACAACUUCACAGUCAACAGCCUCAUCUACGCCCGGGAUGGCACUGAGGUGUAGGGCCUGGAUUGCAACUCAACAGAACAAGAAAGGCCGGUUCAUUCAGCCCCAAGGAAGACCCCAUGCUUUUGCAAACUGCAUUUGAAGCAGGACACUUGCCGUAGGUUUUCUGUUUUCCCAGGAAGAAAAACUUACCAUCUAUUAAAUAUAUACGUACACACACACUGUGGAGUAUUUUCCCUACUCAUCCCUGCAAAAUCACUGAUCCACACAGGAUGCCUGUUUGCCACUAAAUUCUGCAAAUGAGAACCAGAACUGGAUUAGUGACUUCAGAGGUUUUUAAUCUUGAAUGUAGAGUUAAAAAAAUAACUACAAAGAGAAAUCAGCAAGGACCAAAUACAGACACAUAGCAGGGGAGUGUUGCCUGUUGGUCAUUUAUUUGUGAACCUCUGUUUACAAGUGCUUUGGUCUUGGAAGAGAAAAAAAAAAUGAAGAGAUUUCUAAUGAAGUGCCUUGUAAAAAUCCCUAUGUCAGUGAUUGCCUGUUUAGGUAAUUGUGUUAGGCCUUGAUCAUGCAGUGUACAAUCCCCGGGCAGAUUCUGUGCCCACACAGAUCCCCUUUAGAUACAAAGCAGCUCCAGGCAGGUUCGCCAGCUGCCUGUGCUUUGUAUAUUGAAGACUCGGGGCCUUAUUUUGUAAAAUAAUCGUUUUACUUAAGCUUAGUACCAAAGACACACAAUUUAGCCAUCCAGCUUUUAGCAAGAGAAUAAACACAGUGAAUAUUUUUAUACAUAUUUGUAUGUAAUGUACUACUCUGUAAAUACAUUUCUAUGGGAUUUUAUAUUUGUAAAUUAUGCUCUGGAGUUGUACUUAUUUAUAAUGUGUUUGAAAUUUGGGAAAGUUUAUUUUGCCCAUCCUUUUCCUCACCCCCAUUCCCCUCCUUUUUUUUUUUUUUUUAUUGUAGUGUAUGAAUGAAACUUUUCAA